Molecule: messenger RNA, 1930 nt
Organism: Pleuronectes platessa (European plaice)
Lineage: Eukaryota; Metazoa; Chordata; Actinopteri; Pleuronectiformes; Pleuronectidae
Product: C-type lectin lectoxin-Phi1
Exons: 5
Coding region: 102-1085 (327 amino acids)
Source: RefSeq, a predicted model, not a curated record
GGAGGAGCUGGUGUUACAUUUCCCUAAAGCUGCACUAGAACUGGUUAAGUUAGGUGUUAGUGGUGAACACUGGCACAGACAGUCCACAGAGCAGCAUCAGGAUGGAAGGGAUCUUCAUUGGUGUCUUGUGUCUCUCAGGGUGCCUCACCUUCUCCACAUGCCUCCUCCAUCAGUACCACUUUGUGUCUAAUGCAAAGACUUGGACUGAAGCUCAGAGCUACUGCAGAGAGAAGUACACAGACCUGGCCACUAUUGAAAACACUGAAGAAAUGAAGAAACUUAAAGACACAGUUUCUGCUGCUGGUAACAGCUCCGAGGUUUGGAUUGGCCUGUACAGUCAUAUUGACUGGAAGUGGUCAGAUGGGUUCAACCAGAGUGGAGCUGAAUGUAGGAGCUGGCAUCGUAAUCAACCAAACAAUUUUAACGGCAAUCAGUUCUGUGUGGCAGUAACGUACGUUGGAGAACUGUAUGAUUUUUUCUGCAAUCGAAAAAUGAUAUUCUUCUGCUACAGAGGAACAUUAGAGGAUUCUGACUUUGUGCUCGUGAAUACAACAAAGACUUGGUCUGAUGCUCAGAGGCACUGCAGAGAACACUACACAGAUCUGGUCACUGUGAGGAACGACACUGACAAAGACAAGAUAGAGAAUUUGAAAUUAUCUCACGAUUUGAGAUGGAUCGGUUUGUACAGAGAUCCUCAGAUUUACUGGUCCGACGGGAGUAACUACUCAUUCAGCUCCUGGUAUCAGGGUGAACACCCACUUGGCUCGAUGAAAGUCGUAUGUGGUGUUGCAGAUUUGGAGCAGGGAGGAAACUGGAGGUUAUGUUCCUGUGAAGAAAGAAAACCAUUUGUCUGCUACAGCAUCACAACAGUGAAGACGUUGGUGAAGAUGAGGGUGAAGCUAGAGGACUCCUCUUUGGACCUGAAUGAUCCUGCUGUGAAACAACAGAUUCUGAAACAGCUCCAGGACAGAUUGAAGGAGAACGGACUGAGUGGCGUCACCUUGAAGUGGAAAGAACAGGCUGAUGGGAAAGUUUUCCACAAGGAGGAAAAAGGUUCUGACAAGAAAAAAAAGACUGAACUUUAAAUAUUUGAAUUCAACUUUCAUUGCGUGCGCCAAUGUUUUAUGUCUGCACGUAUACACACCUCUAUCACUGUACGCAGUUAAACCAUACCAAUGAAUGAUGUUGUUGUAAAACUAAACGUUGUGUGCUUAUAUGCUUAAACUGUGCGUCUGUGUAUAAAGAGCAUCAGGAACUUGAUGCAGCCUGGGAAGAAUGUCUAAUUAACACCAGACAACAUGUAAUUAGUUGCUAGGCAGGUUAAUAAUGUUACAGCUGAUUAUUCUUAUACUAAGGAAAUGACAAAGACCCACAGCACAGGUCAAUCCCAUGUAAAACAGAUUUCUGGCUGCAACUGUACGCUUUCACCAGACAGCACCAUAUAUCCAGCAUAACGAAAUGUAAUGCUUGCGCCCCUACUGUAAUGAUUGUUUUUUGAACCUAUAUUAAGUGUGUAGAAAUGUAAUCCGAAAAAAAAAUGCAGAUAGACAUAACCCGAAUCUAAUGGAGUCUGGAGACAGGACCUUCUAAAUCGAGUAAGGCCUGAAACAGAGGCCUCCAGACCUCCAAGAUUUAUAAUGGUGUCAAAGUUAGACCAACAACCACAACUUUAGUACACCAUUAUAAUCGAACCCUGAUGAACUGUAGGGGGAGACAAAGUCGACUUGGGAUAGUCUGACACCAUUAGGUUUCAGGAGGAAGUUUUGAACCAAUCAGGAGAUGGAGAGAUCCACCUCCUGAUUGGUUGAACGGGUAACAGCAGAGAUGAGGAUGAGCAUAUAAGCAGAGGGUUUGAAGCUCAGUCUUCAGUUGGGUUCCGGAGCCAGCUCGGGUUUACAUCUUGUAAAAUAAUAAACUCUACUGCAUUGAA